AUGAACCGGUUAAACAGGCAGUUCGUGAAGCUCAGGAAGAGGUCAGCUGAUGAAAACGACGUCGGAAUCCUUCUUCACGAUUUCAACGAAGCCGACAAUCUGCUGUCCAAAUUGAUUGAGGACACCUCCGCCUGGCGCGAUGGCUGGUCAGCUAUCCUCAAUUACCAGGAGCGUGUCGUCGGCGAGUUCAAGUCACUCUAUGCUCCCAUCCCCGGAAAUACCUCAGGCUUGCAAACCUCCACUACCCCGGAUGAUGUGACGUCACGGACCACCAAGCUCCACGACGACUAUGCCCAGCUACGCCAGGACUUGCUGGCAGAGCUCAAUUCCGUGGAUGAUUCCAUUAUUAUGCCUGCAAGAGUGACCAAGGAUUAUAUCACACCCAUGAAGAAGACUAUCAAGCAGCGUCAGGAUCGCAAGCUGGACUUCGAACAUUACCAAGGGAAAUACGACGGCUACGCGAAGAAGCCCAAGCGAUCGGACCGAGACAAUGCCAACAUGGCGAAAACAGAGCAGGAGCUGGUCAACGCCCAAGAUAUGUACAACCGCGCCGACGACACCCUCCGCGAACGUCUCCCUCGAAUUCUCGAAGCAAUCUACUCCCUCCUCCCACGCAUCCUCGCCGUCCAGAUCCGUCUCCAAAAUACCAUGCUGGCGCACUACUACACCAUCCUGCACACCUUCGCAGAGGACUACCAAUUCAUGUCUCCCCCACCACCAAUGGACCAAGUCCUCCUCGAAUGGGAAGAAUCGCACCUCCCCGUCCGCGAAGAAAUCGAAAACUUCCGCUGCCUCAUCCACGGCAAAGCCCGACAAGGCAGCACCGCUGCCACCAACCAAAACAACCCACCAAGCCCCCCUUCCCUCCGCGCACCCCCACCAGAGAACGACUACCUCUCCCCCCGAUCCGCCUACGACAACGACAGCACCCGCCCCCCAAGCCCCGCAAGCAGCUACACCCAGACAAUCUUCAGCCAGCCCCGCAACAGCAUAGACACAACAUACACCGUUCCCGAAUCCCCAGAAACAGGCCCCAAAUCGUCCUCUGGCUACAGCAAUACCCAACCCCGUCGUCCAUCUCGCAUCCCCUCAACAUCGACAAUACCAACUUUCAACACACCCGACUACGACACCUCCAACUCCAACGCCAACUCCAACACCAACUCCCCACCAAAAGUCCUCGCCCCAAAACCCUCCUCCUCAAACCUCUCCACAACAUCAUUCUACACAGCCAAAUCCUCCCCCUCCCCUGCCCUCUCAGCAAGCACAACACCAAUGAGCACGGGCUACGCCCCCGCCGGCCGAAGCCCGGAUUACUUCACCCGUCAAGCCGCUUCAAAACCCACCGCCCCCAAACCAACACUCACAACCACGUCCACCAAACCUCAAGCCCCAGUCUGCAAUAACUCAAUCGACCAACGCAUCUCUUCGCUCGGUGCUGCGGCAGCUGUUGCUGCAACCAAGAAACGGCCUCCGCCACCACCGAAACCGAAGGUUCACUUGGUGACGGCAUUGUAUGAUUUCCAGGGGCAGAGUGAGGACGAAUUGGUGUUUUAUGAGGGUGAUAAGAUUCGGGUUAUUGAGAAGACGGGGAGUUCGAAUGAUUGGUGGCAGGGGGAGUUGAGGGGGGUGAAGGGGUAUUUUCCGGCGAAUUAUGUGGAGUGA
This is a messenger RNA of Aspergillus glaucus CBS 516.65, 1665 nucleotides long. RefSeq lists its product as uncharacterized. NCBI's taxonomy places the organism in Eukaryota, Fungi, Ascomycota, Eurotiomycetes, Eurotiales, Aspergillaceae. Gene Ontology annotation, molecular function: lipid binding; protein binding. Gene Ontology annotation, cellular component: medial cortex; actin cortical patch; mating projection tip. Bases 1 to 1665 code for a protein of 554 amino acids. The record is from RefSeq and is a predicted model, not a curated record. Gene Ontology annotation, biological process: plasma membrane tubulation; actin cortical patch localization; endocytosis. The transcript is spliced from 4 exons.